CAUUCCGCUAUCACCGUUCAGUUUUCUGAAAGCAACUAUCAUCGUAACAUUGCAAAGAUAUCUUCGCGUCUGAUCAUCUCUCGACGAGUUCUGUUCAAAGAGUAAACUUUGUUUCCGGGGCAAUUCAAGAUGAAUUUUUUAUUCGUAUUUAUGGUGAUCAGCUGUGUGAUUGUUACCGCCAAAGGUGCUCGAAUUUUAGCAUUGAUCCCGUUUCAAGCCAAGAGUCACUAUUUUGUGUACGAACCUUUGCUGAAGAGACUGGCCGAGAAGGGUCACGAUGUCGUGUCUGUGACGCAUUUUCCUCAAAAAGUACCACUGUCGAAUUUUACGGACGUGGACGUGUCCUCCAGCUUGCCUAGUCUAGACGGCACUAUGUCCUUAGACGGAUUUACUGUAAAGCCCGGGAUUGAGAUGCUGCCGGAAUUUUUCAAACAUUGCGGUAUCAUGAUAUGUGAUCCGCUGUUCCAGAACCCCAAACUGCAAAAGAUUAUCAAUUCCAAAGAGAAGUUUGACGUGUUCAUCGUCGAGAUGUUUGCUACUGAUUGUUUCCUGGGUAUUGCUCAUAAAAUGCAGAUACCUAUCGUGGUGUCAGUGAUAACUUGUGUUGCUUUACCUUGGUCAUAUGGGGUCAUAGGGAACCCCGAGACACCCAGCUACAUUCCGAAUCUCUUCAGCAGUUUCACCGAUCGAAUGGACAUUUUCCAAAGAGUGGAGAAUUCGUGGAAUUUUUUGUAUACCAAAGUCCUUCACAAGUACUUUUCCGACCAACCGAGCUAUCAAAUAGCGAAGAAGUAUCUCGGCGAAGAUUUGCCGGACUUCGAUAGCUUGCGAUCGAAUAUAUCGUUGAUCCUGACGAACGGGCAUCCGACCGUCAGCACACCUCGCGUACAAGCGCCUGCAUUUAAAGAGCUAGGUGGUAUGCACAUUCCAGCGUCGGGUCCGAAACCGUUGCCGAAAAAUCUCAAAGAUUACCUGGACGGCCAAGGAAAAGAUGGCGUUGUUUAUUUUAGCCUCGGAUCGCUACUGAACUCGACAACCAUGCCGGCACGGGUGCUCGCUGCCUUUUACAAAGCAUUCGAACAACUACCGCAGCAAAUACUGUGGAAGUGCUCCAAAGAGAAAAUGCCGACGCUGCCCAAGAACGUUAAGUGCAUCGAAUGGGCGCCCCAACUCUCCAUACUGUGUCACCCGAAUGUGCGGCUGUUUAUCACACACGGUGGACUGCUCGGGACCCAAGAGGCGGUUUAUUGCGGGGUUCCGAUUCUUGGGAUGCCCUUAUUCGGCGACCACCACUUGAACAUGGCCUACUUUGUGAAAAAAGGUCUGGCUUUGCAGCUGAAUUACGGUGAACUCUCAUACGAGGCAAUAUCGAGCGCUUUGAACGAGCUGCUCACGAACAAGAGCUACGCAGAAGUGGCGAGGAAAACUUCGUUACAGUUCAAAGAUCGAUUGAUUCACCCCACAGAAGAAGCUGUGUACUGGAUAGAGUACUUACUUCGUCACGGACCGAAUUCCUUGAAGACUGAAGUAGUAAAUCUAGCGUGGUACCAAUAUCUGUUGCUAGACGUUAUUUGCAUUGCAAUCAUUGAUGAUUGUUCGUACGUUUGGCAAGUACCAGCCCGAGAACGCUGUCAAUGGGUGCGCACAACCCGUGAUUGCAUCACGGAUUCCGUAUUUCAAUACACGGAAUUCCUUUUUUGCAAUUUUGACUCAGAGAAUAUUGGUUUAUUCGCUGUCGGAUUGAUACUCAUGGUUCUAUGGCUUUUAUAUAUGUUCCUAAUAUUAGGGACUACAGCAGACAACUUGUAAGUAAUUAUUUCUACA
Molecule: messenger RNA, 1824 nt
Organism: Nomia melanderi (Alkali bee)
Lineage: Eukaryota; Metazoa; Arthropoda; Insecta; Hymenoptera; Halictidae
Product: UDP-glycosyltransferase UGT5
Molecular function (GO): UDP-glycosyltransferase activity
Source: RefSeq, a predicted model, not a curated record